AUGGGAAAGGAAAAGGUCCAUAUUAACAUCGUCGUCAUCGGACACGUCGACUCCGGAAAGUCCACCACCACCGGACAUCUCAUCUACAAAUGCGGAGGUAUCGACAAGCGUACCAUCGAGAAGUUCGAGAAGGAAGCCCAGGAGGUAAAGUACAUAUCAUUAAGGCUAUUUUCGCAAUAUUUCCUUUCAGAUGGGUAAGGGAUCUUUCAAGUACGCCUGGGUUCUCGACAAGCUGAAGGCUGAGCGCGAACGUGGUAUUACCAUCGAUAUCGCUCUCUGGAAGUUCGAGACCGCCAAGUACUACAUCACCAUCAUCGAUGCCCCCGGACAUCGUGAUUUCAUCAAGAACAUGAUCACUGGUUCGUUAAUUAAUUUUUGUUGUUUUAUCCAAAUUUUAAUUAUGUUUUUCAGGUACUUCUCAGGCUGAUUGUGCCGUCCUUGUCGUUGCUUGCGGUACUGGUGAGUUCGAGGCUGGUAUCUCCAAGAACGGUCAGACCCGCGAGCACGCUCUGCUCGCCCAGACCCUUGGUGUCAAGCAGCUCAUCGUUGCUUGCAACAAGAUGGACUCCACCGAGCCGCCAUUCUCUGAGUCUCGCUACAACGAAAUCGUCGCUGAGGUCUCUGGAUUCAUCAAGAAGAUCGGAUACAACCCCAAGGCCGUCGCCUUCGUCCCAAUCUCUGGAUUCAACGGAGACAACAUGCUCGAGGCUUCCGACAACAUGCCGUGGUUCAAGGGAUGGGCCGUUGAGCGCAAGGAAGGAAACGCUAGCGGAAAGACCCUCCUUGAGGCCCUUGACGCUAUCAUUCCUCCUCAGCGACCCACCGACAGGCCGCUCCGUCUUCCUCUCCAGGACGUGUACAAGAUCGGUGGUAUCGGAACCGUCCCAGUCGGACGUGUCGAGACCGGAAUCAUCAAGCCAGGAAUGGUCGUCACUUUCGCUCCUCAGAACGUCACCACUGAGGUCAAGUCCGUCGAAAUGCACCACGAAUCCCUGCCGGAAGCUGUCCCCGGAGACAACGUUGGUUUCAACGUCAAGAACGUUUCCGUCAAGGACAUCCGUCGUGGCUCAGUUUGCUCUGACUCCAAGCAAGAUCCCGCCAAGGAGGCUCGCACCUUCAACGCUCAGGUAAAAUGAUGGGUUUUUCCAUUUCUUAUCCUCUCAUUCAGGUCAUCAUCAUGAACCACCCUGGACAGAUCGCCGCUGGCUACACUCCAGUCCUCGAUUGCCACACCGCCCACAUUGCCUGCAAGUUUGCUGAACUGAAGGAGAAGGUGUGUGCAAAGAAGUUUUUGGAUUUUUAUUUUGCUGGUUAUAGGUCGACCGACGAACGGGUAAGAAGGUCGAAGACAACCCGAAGUUCCUCAAGUCUGGUGAUGCUGGAAUCGUCGAACUCGUCCCCACCAAGCCCCUCUGCGUUGAAUCCUUCACCGACUACGCUCCCCUUGGCCGAUUUGCCGUCCGUGACAUGAGACAAACCGUCGCUGUCGGUGUCAUCAAGUCAGUCGACAAGUCUGAUGGAUCCGGCGGAAAGGUCACCAAGGCCGCCCAGAAGGCUGGAGCCCCUGCUGGCAAGAAGAAGUAA
Molecule: messenger RNA, 1584 nt
Organism: Caenorhabditis auriculariae
Lineage: Eukaryota; Metazoa; Nematoda; Chromadorea; Rhabditida; Rhabditidae
Source: the annotation of a GenBank genome assembly